AUGUCUCCUGCUGUUGUGCAUCAGGAUGUCUCCGACACCUAUGAUAUCGUGAUUGUGGGAGCGGGACCCGUGGGAUUGAUGCUGUCUACAUGUCUCUCGCGAUGGGGCUACCGUAUUAAGCAUAUUGAUAACAGGCCAGAGCCGACGGCGACGGGUCGAGCCGAUGGCAUCCAGCCUCGAUCACUCGAUCUCCUGCGGAACAUGGGUUUGAAAUCUGACAUCAUGGCUCACAAGCCUGCCCGUGUCUUCGAAGUCGCUUUCUGGGACGCAGAGUCGAGCAAGGGUAUCGGUAGAACAGGUACCUGGGCCAGCUGCCCCAACUUCAUCGACGCCCGUUAUCCGUUCACCACGCUGUUGCACCAGGGCCAUAUCGAGAGGGUGUUCAUCAACGAUCUUGAGAAGAAUGGUACUACCAUUCAGCGGCCGUGGACAAUCACUGGCUUUCAGUCGCACAACCCCGAGACGUCGGAAUAUCCUGUUCAGGUCGAACUGGAGCACGUUGACGGCACAGAAAAGCAGACCGUACAUGCGAAAUACCUCUUCGGUGGCGAAGGCGCGAGGUCAUUCAUCAGACAGCAACUAAACAUUGGCUUCCAUCAUAAGGACCCAAUCGCCCAUGUCUGGGGUGUAAUGGAUGGUGUUGUCAAGACUGAUUUCCCGGAUAUCAAGAUGAAAUGCACGAUUCGAAGUCAGCAUGGGUCCAUCAUGGUUAUCCCGCGUGAGGACAACAUGGUUCGCCUCUAUAUCCAGAUUGCCUCUUCCACCGAUGGCGACUGGAACCCAAGGAAAUCAGCAACUGAAGCCGAAGUGCAGGCCUCGGCCAAAAAGAUUCUGUACCCCUACAAUAUCGAAUGGGAGCGUGUAGAAUGGUAUUCCGUCUACCCUAUUGGUCAAGGAAUCUCAGAAAAGUAUACUUUGGAUGAGCGAGUUUUCCUUGGUGGUGAUGCUUGCCAUACGCAUAGUCCCAAAGCUGGCCAGGGUAUGAACACAGCCUUUUUAGAUGCGCUGAAUCUUGCUUGGAAGAUCCACGCUGUUGAGGGUGGAUUCGCAAACCGAGAUAUCCUCAAAACUUACGAGUCUGAGCGAAAAGCAGUUGCUGAAUCACUAUUGGACUUUGACAACCGCUACGCGAAACUCUUCUCCCAGCGACCGCCUGCAGCUUCCGAAGUCCAGGCAGCCUCAGAAACCAUUCCAGAUGGCGACUUGGAUGGCGACAACGAUUUUAUCAAGACAUUCAAGGAAUCCUGCGAAUUCACUAGCGGCUACGGCGUCUCAUAUCAGGCCAAUACAUUGAACUGGUCGCCAAGCCACCCUGCCCAGUCACAUGUCGUCCAGCCCAGCGGCACAACAUUAAAAUCUGGACGUUUGUUAGUGAACGCGGAUGUAACGAGGGUUGUCGAUGCCAACGUGGUCCAUCUUGAGCAAGAAGUGCCACUUAAUGGCUCGUUCCGCAUCUUCCUCUUUGCUGGCGACCCAGUCAAGAACCGUGCUGCGCUUCGAGACUUUGCAGACAACUUGACCAGCGCCAAGUCGUUCUACUCAGCAUACACCCGACCAGAUAUUGACCAGGUUUCACAUCACGAAAAGCAUAACCCCCACAGCCAAUUUUUCACGCUAUGCACCAUCUUUGCGGCAAAGAGACACCGUAUCGAGAUCGCCCGUGAUGUACCUAGCGUGCUGGCUCGUUAUCGCGACCACAUCUACGCCGACGACAGAUGGGACCGUCGCGUACUUGAUUCCGUGGCUCCGGCUCAUGCGAAGAUGGGCUUCAAUGAAGAAAAGGGCGGUGUUGUCGUUGUCCGGCCAGACGGCUAUGUCGGCUUUGUGACUUCUCUAGUAGAGGGUUCGGGCACUAUUGACGCGUUGAACGCAUAUUUUUCAGCAUUUUGUACGAAGAGAUUUGGAAACACUGCUCAGCUGUAG
This is a messenger RNA of Trichoderma atroviride IMI 206040, 1923 nucleotides long. RefSeq lists its product as uncharacterized. NCBI's taxonomy places the organism in Eukaryota, Fungi, Ascomycota, Sordariomycetes, Hypocreales, Hypocreaceae. Gene Ontology annotation, molecular function: oxidoreductase activity; FAD binding. The record is from RefSeq and is a predicted model, not a curated record.